AUGGUCCAACCCAAGGAAGUGGUGGAUGUAUCCAUGUUUUGGGACGAAUGGUCUCGCUGUGUCAGUUCGGGGUAUCAACGAGACCAGUAUUAUCGGCUGGGGAAAUUCGACAAUUGCGCCAAGCAAUGGAAUGAUUUCAAGACGGCAGGACGUGCCAAAGUGGCCAAGACGGAAGAAGAAGCCAAGGGCAUGCUGGCCAAAACACACUUGUACCAGAGAAAGAAUGUGUCGCCAACGGCGGGCGUAAUUUGGGAACUCAAGGAAACACCUGGAUGGGAUUAA
Messenger RNA from Seminavis robusta, 282 nucleotides. The record is from the annotation of a GenBank genome assembly. Lineage: Eukaryota; Bacillariophyta; Bacillariophyceae; Naviculales; Naviculaceae.